Bactrocera latifrons is the source of this 1926-nucleotide messenger RNA. RefSeq lists its product as uncharacterized. Gene Ontology annotation, biological process: regulation of transcription by RNA polymerase II. The record is from RefSeq and is a predicted model, not a curated record. NCBI's taxonomy places the organism in Eukaryota, Metazoa, Arthropoda, Insecta, Diptera, Tephritidae. The transcript is spliced from 6 exons. Gene Ontology annotation, cellular component: transcription regulator complex; nucleus. The coding region runs from base 221 to 1771 and encodes 516 amino acids.
CAUAAAAAUACUGGUUUGUUUUUCAAAUAAAUUCCCCUUGUGCCGUAUGUGUGCAUAUAGCGAUUACAUAUGAUUAACAAAGCACAAUGGCAACUCUAUAAAGUACACACUCGAACUGUGACGGGAAAAUAAACUUACGCACAGAAAGUCGCUACAGGAAAACUGUAAUUCUUUUUCUUUACGUUACGUUUCACCGACUAAGUAAUAAAUAUUUACUAAAAUGGAUAAUCUAAAAUUAAUAGAACUAGUGAAACAACACGAAUGUCUCUUUAACAAAAAUGACAAGGAUUUUAAGAAUGUAGACAAAAAAAAGACCAUUUGGCAGCGGAUAGCUCGCGAGAUGGGCAUAAAUGAAUCAAAUUGUAUACGUCGUUGGUCAAGUUUACGUGACAAAUUCGCAAGAGAAAGCAGGAGAAUGACUGCACUUGUAAAUAAUGAUAUGACAACGACACAUAUCUGGGCUCUAUAUGAUGAUAUGGAUUUUUUAAGGCCACAUAUAAUACCGAGAGUAAUUCGCCAGAUUCCAAAUUUUGGGCUGAAAGCUUUUGAAGAAAGUAGCACCGGUGAUCAAGAAACAUAUAUCGUGGAACAAGAUGAUACUGUCGACUGUAAUUAUGUGAAUACGGAUCCAUUCCAGUUUAAAGCUUCGGAUUCACUAAUGUCAGAGCAUGAGAUGGAACAUGAAGAAGUUGAAGAACUUCUUCCAAACGAAUCGCAUUAUUCAACAUCGCAAUCAAAAAACCUGAUCACUGGCAGGACAAGUAAACUAAAAGAGUCUCAACCAAAUUCGUCAAAAUUUGCAAAUCAACAAAUAAACGGAAAACCACAACAUUCUCAAUCCGACGUUGAACUCGAGAUAAAAUCUGCUUUAGGGAUGUUUAAACAAGUAUGUGGUGAAAUAAAAACAACGCCUCACCGAAAUCCUGCUGUAGAAGGUUUCGGUCAAAUGAUUAUGGAAACUAUAAGUAGUAUGAGUGAACGGAAACAAGCACUGGCUAUGCAAAAAGUUACUGAAAUAGUAAUGAACAUUAAAUUGGAGGAAGCGGACGACUUAAUGGACGAUUCAAAACUUAUAAAUCUAGUAAAACAGCAUGACUGCAUUUACAACAAAAAUAAUAUAGACUACAAAUCCAUUUCAAAGAAAAGAGCUGCUUGGCAACGCAUAGCUUGUGAGAUGGGAGUUCAUGAACAGGAUUGUGUACGUCGUUGGACGAAUUUUAGGGAGCGCUUUGCCAAAGAAGACCGUCGGGUGAGUGCACUUGCAAAUAAUGGUACGAUUACGACAAAAGUAUGGCCGCUUUACAAUGAACUGACUUUUUUAAGGUCACACAUAGUACCUCGAGUGAAUCGUCAGAAAUGGAUAUUUACCGCUCAAGGUAAGGAGCGAGAAAUGGAUUAUAGGGCAGAAUCUUCCAUGGAUGGACAAGAAGAUGCUAAUGAAUAUGAAUGUAUCACGGAACCGUUUCAAUUUAAAAGUUCUGCAUCUAUCUUGUCCGAGACGGAUACAUUAGAGGAAGAGGUUGAGGUUUUCAUACCUAACGAUACGUCACAAAAUUCUGAGUCGAAUGCGAAUAGAGAUUUAUAUGAUGCUUUAAAAAUUAUUAAACAAAAUUAUGGCAGUCUGAGAUCACGUCACCAAAAUCCUGCUGUUCAAGGUUUUGGGCAAAUGAUUGUCGAAACUAUUAGUGGAAUGAGUGAACGAAAACAAGCAAUAGCAAUGCAAAGAGUAACCGAACUGGUAAUGAACAUAAAACUAGAACCCGAAACUUAGUAAAAAACAAGCUAUAACUUUAGCUCCGGUUGUACCGAAUUAAAUUGUGUUACACUAUCUAUAUCUGGAUUUUGUUCAAUUAGUUUGUAUGGCAGCUAUAGUGGUCCGAUCUAAACCAUUCAAAGAUUGCCAAAUUUCAAUAUCGGAUAGCUUCA